AUGGCAUACUCCUACGACCCUCGAAGCUACUCGACACGCCGCCAAGAUGCUCGCAUGAGUCGCUCCCAGAGCGUUGAUCCACAUCCAAGACCUGGCCGAUAUUCCUACGACCCUCACUAUUAUCCCUCCAUCCGUACCAGCGCGCCGUCCUCACCUACACAUUACCCUCGACCUGAAGCCCCAACGACGAGACGAUGGCCGCCUUCACCGAGCGUCGAAGACGAAGCAGACUCCCUUGCCAGAGAGCUCGGGGGCACAACGUUUGACUCAAAUGGCGGUGAGGCGUGCAUGCGUGGAGCUGUGGACCAAGAGCCACUUUUGCUUGAAGUGGAGCAGCCGCAGAACACCAACGCAGAGAAUCGGUUUGUGCUCGUAGCCAAUGACAGGCGGCAGGAUACACCUGAGAGCGAUGCAGUGCGACGAAGCAGGAGGGCAUCUGAUAAGCCGGUUCCGCCGCCAAUCAGGACAGACCUCGAGGAAACACCAGUUUUCACUCGGCGGGAGCCCUCUCCGUAUGCGUAUAGCAGGUCUACAAAGUCAGAGCGAAACCAAUCGUCUAGCGAGUCCUUCCUGUCACCGGACCCAGUCGCUCCGACCAGCGCUAGACUGUCCGUACCCACGGAUCAGCAUCAGCCUCCGGAGACAAGCAGAAGGACCGCAAUACUAUCAGCACCUCAACCGAGCAAGGAGGGCAAAACAAACAAAUGGGGCUACGACUCCAAAACCUCGGAUGAAUCCGAUCUGGAUCAGUCGGAGAUUGCAAAUCUUCGGUCAAGGCGACAGCCAGCCCGGUACUCUUUUACCAAAGUAGACUUGCAGAAGCCAAACUUGCGAACCAGUCUUCACGACGCUGCAGAGACGUACGAUCGACCGCCCCCAGCUUCCUCCAGUCCUCGUCACAGUGCGCCAUCAUCAUCGAAGCAAAGCUCUGCGUCGUCGACAUCUACAUCGCACGCACCAUCGCCGAGAACAACACCCGUGAGCAGAACUACUCCGGGAGAGAGCAUAUCUGGCAUCUCAGGCAGGCGUUAUCCAUCCCGACCCUCGUCUCCUGUUUACCUUGAGAGCGCUUACACUGCCUCACCACCACGCUCACCAAGACUUGAUGCCAGGAGGGAUGAUUACACUCCUGUCGCCGAGCCAGGUUCAAGACCAGGUUCGCGGAAAAGUUCGAGACCCUCCUCUCCCGUUUCUUGGGCUAGUGGUUCCCAGGCGUAUAUCGCCUCAAACCUCGACCUCAACUCGCCGGAUCGACAGUCCACUUAUCCCCUAGCUUCUAAAAGCCGUCCAAAGCCUCCAUCUCGGCUGAGCUCACUCGUGCCACAGGAGUCAACGUUAGCGCCGAGCAGCCCGCGAGAUGACAGCUAUUCUUCCUCAUCAGCUCGACCGGCAAAGGCGCUACCUUAUCCGGAAGACCACCAGCCGCAACUAAUGCCGUCGGAAGAGCGCUUCCAGCAUCAGCCGAGCAGUCCUCGAACAUCGAUAGAUGGUGGUCGGAAGCACUUUAGAACACCGUCCGGCGGCAGUGCACUUAGUCCGCUAACUCCGCUUGUGUCACGUAUGCGCGAAGGCUCUUCUUCACGGCCAACCUUGGCCUCGCGACACACUGUCGGCGAGACUGUUCCUCAGCUCGCGUCGGAAUCAACACGUCUGCCAACGCGCAACAGCCUGCGUCGCGAUAGCUCGCAGCUGUCCUCUGCCCUUUCUGUAACCAGACCUUUACCCGCAUGUCACAGGUCUGAGGCUUCCUCCAAGUACGACGACUGGUACGUGCUCGACGGAUGCCCCGGCUUCCACGUCUGCCCCGACUGCCUAGACCUAAUCAUCGGACGGACCCCCUACCAACGUUACUUCAAGCGCGCCCGCCGCCGCAGCCUCGGCGCGCGCACAAAAUGCGACUUCAGCUCCCCUUGGAUCCGCCUCGCCUGGCUCAUGUCCCUUAAACAGCAGCGCCAAAGCCUCGAUCUCCUCUACUCAAUCGCCUCAAUCGUCACCUCCGACCUCGCCUGCCCCGGCGACUCCCAAACCAGCGGGCUAUGGUACAGCCUCCUGGACUCCUACGGCGACCCGAUUCCCGACCUCUACAUCUGCGCGCGCGACAUCAAGAGUCUCGAGGCGCUGUUCCCCUCCUUCCGCGGCAGCUUCGCCGCCAUCUACCAGCGCGACCCCCGCAUUAAGCACCUCUGCUCUCUCCGCGCCCCCAGCCGCACCUUUGCGCCGUAUCUCGACUGCCUUGCCGAGAUCGACGAGCGCGCGCUGCGCAAAGGCCAGCCGCCGGACACGCGUCGCUUGGCGCAGAUGGUGCGCGAGAACGCGACACGACACGCGUGUCCGCGGGACAAUCUGGUCCUGAACCAGGCGUUCUACAUGGUGCCCGCGCUGCCGGAGUUCACGGUCUGCGAGGAAUGCUACGACGAGGUGGUGUUUCCGGCGCUGGUGGCGGGGUCGGCGGUCGCGGGACAGUUCGCGACGGAGAUGAGGGUCUUGCCGGGGCAGCAGAGCUGUCAGCUUUAUUCGCCGCGCAUGAGGAGGGUGUGGCAACGCGCGGUCGAGGAUGCGGAUCUGAUCUAUCUGGCAAAGAAGGCAAGGGAGAGGAAGAGGAUUGAGGUGGAGUUGCAGGCGCAGCACAAGGCGCUGUUGGAGCUCAUGGGUAAGAGGGAUAGUGGGGUCGCUUAUGCGGGGGCUUAUGCCGGCGGGAUGGGUGGUGAGCCAAGGGUGAGCGAGGAAUUGGAGAAGAUUAGGAGGGCUUGGAAGGACUGGGAGUAA
This is a messenger RNA of Coniosporium apollinis CBS 100218, 2766 nucleotides long. RefSeq lists its product as uncharacterized. Bases 1 to 2766 code for a protein of 921 amino acids. The transcript is spliced from 2 exons. The record is from RefSeq and is a predicted model, not a curated record. NCBI's taxonomy places the organism in Eukaryota, Fungi, Ascomycota, Dothideomycetes.